Messenger RNA from Hydractinia symbiolongicarpus, 4595 nucleotides. Its product is annotated as rabankyrin-5-like. Gene Ontology annotation, molecular function: metal ion binding; protein binding. The transcript is spliced from 26 exons. NCBI's taxonomy places the organism in Eukaryota, Metazoa, Cnidaria, Hydrozoa, Anthoathecata, Hydractiniidae. The record is from RefSeq and is a predicted model, not a curated record. Gene Ontology annotation, cellular component: ciliary inversin compartment. The coding region runs from base 85 to 4134 and encodes 1349 amino acids. Gene Ontology annotation, biological process: protein localization to ciliary inversin compartment.
GACAGGACUGGGACUAAUACAAAACACAAAGGUAAAAAUGAACUAAAUAUAGAGAAAGUGUUUGCACAGAAGUUAUUCACUAACAUGGGUGAUUCAGAAGCAGCAAAACUUCAGAAGCAUUUAAAUUUACUGCGACAAGAGUAUGUUAAGUUGCAGAAUAAAAAUUUGGAGUUAGAGCAAAAACUAUCAUUAGCUUCUGCUGCAUCUGGGGAUGUCAGUGAAGAAUCUUUUAUUUCUCAGUUAAUGCAUACUGCAAAUGACCUUUAUGACAAGGAGACAUACAGCGAUAUAACAGUUUGUUAUUCUGGAAAGAGGGUAAGAUCACACAAAGUAAUACUUACGGCACGUAGUGACUACUGGUGUGAUGGUGAGCUUGCUGAUCUUAAUGAGCUAGAAUUGACAGAUGUAAGUGUUGAAGUUGGCAAUACCUUAAUUAAGUGGGUGUACACGGACAAAGCUGACAUUCGUAAUGAUGAAAGUUUUAUUAUGGAGUUGGUAAGAGCUGCAAACAGAUACAAGCUCAGAGCUUUAAGAGGAAGAUGUGAACGUAUUCUCAUGUCAUCUGUAUCCGUUACGAACUGCAUCCGUUUCUACCAAACAGCAGAAGAUAUUGGGGCCGAUGCACUGAAAAAAUAUUGUGCAGAAAUAAUCGCAAAUCACUGGGAUGACCUGCAGACAGAAGAUUUUGUUGGAAUGAGUGCACCAUUGUUAUAUGAUAUGUUUAAAGCGAAAUCAAGUUAUCCGUUACAUUUUGCCAUUCGACACCAUCGCGAAGACGUGGUGUUUCUUUAUCUGAUUGAGUUUAAUUUACAGCUUCCAGGUAAACUUGAUGAAGUGGAGCCGCAAACUGGACUUUUACCAUUAGAAAUUGCUUUGAAUGAGAGACAAGAAAGUAUUGCUGAAACAUUAGUACAACACAAGUGUGACCUUAAUGCACCUGACUCAGAUGGACGCACAUUACUUCACAAAUCUAUUGACGUGGGAGAUGAUUAUGCAGCUAUGUUUUUAAUCAAGCAUAAUGCUGAUGUGAAGGCAGUUACAAGCAAGCAAAAUGAAACAUCUCUACAUUUAGCAGCGAAAUACCAACCACUUUCUGUAUCUUCAAAAAAUGCAGCUGGUGAUGGAAUGACCAUUGUGUCAAGACUAUUGUUGGAUCAUGGUGUAAAUAUUAAUGCAGUUGAUGUUAAUGGAAGAACUGCCAUUCAUUGUGCAGUAGCUGCUCAAAAUGAGGAUGUGUUUACAGUAUUGUUGGCUGAAAAAAGUCUUGAUCUUGAGGUGAGAGAUAACAAUGGUCACGUUGUAUUAUGGUUUGCUAUUUUAUCAAGUAAAAAAGAUCUUAGAGAAGACACAACUGAUAGUAGUUUUGCUGCUAGACUGGUUAAGCGAGGCAGUAGUAGUGAUGCUGUUAAUCAUCUAACAGGAGAUUCACUUCUGCACAUGUCAGCAGCUUCUAAAAAUGAAUCAGCAGGAUUGUUUUUGAUUGAUCAUGGAGCACAAGUUAACCACACAAAUAACAAUGGGGAAUCUCCACUUCACAUAGCAUCAAAGAAUGGACUUGUACAACUUGUUGAUAAACUUUUAAAAAGUGGAUGCAACCCUAACAUUCAAACUAUUGAAACUGAAAUCUUGAAAACACAAACAUCUGCAAGACAACUCGAAUUUUCAAAGAAGUGUAAAGAAGCUAAACAUAGAAUUAUAAUGUUAGAAAAAUCAAAGGCAAUGAAAAGAUGUAGAGAGCUAAAAGAAGCUAGAGAAAUGGAAGAAAAUAAGAAGAGAACAGUGAGCCAGCAGAAACCAGUGAAAAAACAACCAAAAGAGGAAGAAAGUAAUCCAUUUCUUGAUGAAAAUAACGCGUAUAUUGAUGUUUCGAAUCCAUUUAACAGUAACUCCAGAUCCAAUUCUGUCAAUAGUGCAUCUUUGAAUCCCUUUUCAAAUCCUGCUGAGGAUGAACCUGAAAUGAAUCCAUUUUUAGAAGAAGGUACAUCCUUUUUUGACGAAAUGCAAGCUGCUAGUUCUGCUGCUAUGGCAUUAACAUCAAACAUAUAUGACAAUCAAGAAAUUAUAAAGACAAACGGCGUAGCAUCAAAUGCUAACCAGAACAUAACUACAUUUAAUGGUCGAAUUGACGAAAAAGCUAUCCGUUCUCCAACACAAGUUGAGAAGUUUGAUUUUGAUAACAUGCAUAUUAGUAAUCUAGAUAUUGAGGAUGGUCUUCACCCUGAUGUUAUCACAGAAUGUUGGAAUCAGACACCAAUGCAUAUGGCUGUCACAGAGAAACAUAAAGCUGUUGUGAAGUGCUUUAUUGACCAGUCGAAUAAUGCCUCACGUGGUGGAAUGGGUGGAAGAAUGUUAAUAUCACCGGAUUUAAAUCUGUGUGAUAGUGCUGAUCAAACCAUAUUGUGGAUAGCUUUGUUGACGAAGCAAUAUGAAGUUGCAAAGAUGCUGAUUGAUGCUGACGCCAACAUAAAUGCUGUGACACAAGAUCAACAAACUCUUCUACAUAAAGCUAUCUCAAGAAGAGAUCUUGAAUCUUGUGUAUUUCUUCUGGAAAAUGGUGCAGAUAUUGACCAACGGAAUAAAGAAGAUAUGUCUGCAUUACAGAUGGCCAUCCACCUUCAUUUGCUAGAAGCUGUAGAAGCUUUGUGUAAGCGUGGUGUAAAUGUAAACAGUAGUGAUGCACGUGGUAAUACGCCAUUAUUGAUUGCGCUAAAAAGUAAACAAACCGAUAUCGCUAUGUCAUUGGUGAAGUACGGUGCCGACACUACAGCUUGGAACAUUGGCGUAAACAAUUGCUUAUGGUCCUUGUUACACCGUGCUAUUUAUGAGAACGACGAAGAGACUGCAUGUUUUCUCAUCAGAAACGGUUGUGAUGUGAACAGUGCGCGCAAACCGGGCACUGGAGAUCAGGGUGGUGCAGAAGCUUGGGACGGUCUUACACCACUUCACCUCUCGUGCGCAGCAGGUCAGGAUCAAGUGGUACAAUGUCUGGUAGAGAGAUCAGCUGACGUGAAUGCACAGGAUUCAGAAGGCCGCUCUCCGAUCCAUAUUGCAAUUACUACCAAGAAUCCUAUUAUUACGCAUAUUCUAUUAAGCCAUCCAGAAGUGAAUUUCUCGUUGAAAGAUCGCCUCGGCCAAACACCUUUCGUCGUGGCGAUGAACUGUCGAGAUAAUGAAGCGUCUGCAGCGAUACUUGCAAGAGAACCGUCUGCAGCAGAACAGUUCGACAACAAAGGUCGCAAUUAUCUCCAUAUGGCUGUGUCAAAUAAUGACGUCGAUAGUGUGUUGUUUCUAAUCAGUAUUGAAGUAAAUGUGAAUUCAAGAAUACAAGACGGUUCACAUAGAACACCUUUACAUCUUGCUGUGCCAACUGGAAGUGAAAUCAUUGUCAGACAUCUUAUUUUAGCUGGCGCUGAUGUCAAUGGCAUGGAUAAAAAUCGUCAAUGCCCUGUGCAAAUUGCUGCAAUUGAAGAUAAGGCCGCUAUUCUUGAAGUCUUGCUUCAAAACAAUGCUAACCCAGACUUGGUUGAUAGCAAUUUAAAUAACGCGCUUCAUUUAAGUUGCCAAUAUGGUAACAUUGCCACCGUGCGAGUGCUUUUAACAGAAUCAAAUAUUAACGCUGAAGCGUACAACGCCAAAGGACAAAACCCCUUGCAUGUGUUGGCAUCCUACAGUCGCGAAAACGCUGCCGCCAUUUUUGAUUUAUUUCGACAAACAAUGCCGAAUUAUCCGUUUGACGCCCUGGACAUGGACGAAAACACUGCUCUCUUCUUGGCGUAUACAAAUGGCGCAGUUGGAUUGUGCUGUGCUUUGUUGAAGGCUGGGGCGAGGUUGGGUACAAUGAACAAACAUGGCGUCUCUGUUUUUAAUGCGCCCGUAGCAACAAAAAAGUUGCUGUUUAGAUUGUUAGAUUUAUUGAAUUCUGAGCCAGCUUGGUCUGAUGGUCCAAAUUGUCAUGAAUGUGGACAAAAAUUUAACGUUACUACACGAAAACAUCACUGUCGCCACUGCGGACGUUUGUUAUGUUCAAAAUGUUCUCAGCAACAGAUGCCAAUCCUGAAAUACGAACUUUCAAAACCAGUCCGCGUGUGUGGGGUUUGUUUUGAUUUUCUAACGUCUGGUGUGCAGGGACAGUGAAAAUGGUGGAGGUACAAUACCAAUCUGAAAAAGAUAAAAAGUCGUUCAGAAUACCAUGGUGCGAUUUUUACAAUCUAUUUCUCUCCUAACAAGAAUUCGACCAAAUUUCUUUCUUUAGACUAAUUUAACGAUCUUUUUUCCCCAUGGUGCAACCGGACAUAUUCUCUUCAAAACCAAAUCAACCAGACAUAUUCUCUUCGAAAAAUCAGCCGGACAUAUUCUUCACAAAGCCAAUUUCACCACACAUGUCAUAAAAAACUAAAUUAACCGGACGCUUUUCCAUUAAAACUAAGCGUACCGGAUUCUGUUUAAAACUAUUUAACCGGGGAUAUACUCCCUAAAACCAAUUCCAUUAAAUUUAUUUGUUAUGUAGCGAAUAUUGUUUUUGUAAGAAUCAUCCUGUACAUUAAUAACUGAUUUUUAUAAAUUUUAUUUUGCCAAGAAACACCUGUGUUAAUUUC